This is a messenger RNA of Cannabis sativa, 846 nucleotides long. RefSeq lists its product as uncharacterized. Bases 1 to 846 code for a protein of 281 amino acids. NCBI's taxonomy places the organism in Eukaryota, Viridiplantae, Streptophyta, Magnoliopsida, Rosales, Cannabaceae. The transcript is spliced from 3 exons. The record is from RefSeq and is a predicted model, not a curated record.
AUGCCUCUAUCACACCUCCACAUUCCUAGGCCUCUUAUAGUGUACACUAGGCAUCCACCUCCUCCACCUCCCAUUUCAUGUCCUGCACUUGCAUCUUUGUCAUUAGAUCUGGAACUCAAAUAUGAUCUUCCCAUUGCACUACAUAAAGGUAAAUGUGAAUGUACAUAUCCUAUUUCUUCUUUUGUUUCUUAUAAUCAUUUCUCCUCUUCUUCUUGCUAUUUUAUUGCUUAUCUUGAUUCUAUCACUACUCUUAAAACUGUUCAUGAAGCUAUGUCUCAUCCUGGUUGUCUUGUUGCAAUGAUAGAAGAGAUGAAUACUUUAGUUAAAAAUGUGGUUUAUGUUGAUGACAUUGUUAAUAUUGGAAAUGAUGUUGAAGGCAUCUCAUCUCUUAAGUCUUUCAUUCAUUAUAAGUUUUACACGAAGGAUUUAGGGGUGCUCAAGUAUUUAUUGGGUGUUGAAAUUACUCAGAGUAAACAAGAUCUUGAGAAAUAUCGUAGAUUGUUUGGAAAGUUGAAUUAUUUAACUGUGACUCGUCCAGAUAUUACAUUCCCAGUUAGUGUCAUUAGUCAGUUUAUGUCUUCUCAAAUAAUUCAUCAUUGGGUAGCAUUAGAGCAAAUUUUAUGUUACUUGAAAGGAGUACCAAGAUCAGGUAUAGUUUACAAGGAUCAUGGACAUACCCAAAUUGAGUGUUUCUCUAAUGCAAAUUGGGCAGACUCCAAGGUAGAUAGACGAUCUACUUCAGGAUAUUGUGUAUUUGUUGGGGGCAACAUGAUCUCUUGGAAGAGUAAAAAACAAAAUGUUGUGUCUAGAUCCAGUGCUGAAUCAGAAUAUAGAGCUAUAACAUAG